Molecule: messenger RNA, 1382 nt
Organism: Eubalaena glacialis (North Atlantic right whale)
Lineage: Eukaryota; Metazoa; Chordata; Mammalia; Artiodactyla; Balaenidae
Product: sulfotransferase 1A1
Exons: 8
Coding region: 406-1371 (321 amino acids)
Biological process (GO): sulfation
Cellular component (GO): cytoplasm
Molecular function (GO): sulfotransferase activity
Source: RefSeq, a predicted model, not a curated record
GUUUAGAGGGCAGGUCAGGAGCCAGGAUUACAGCUCAAAACACCAAAAAACAAAAAAGAAAACUAUUGCACCCUUGUGUCUAGUUUCAGUCUUCUAUUUUCUACACACUAAACCCACAUCUUAGGUUUUCAGGCCAGUCUAAGCUUGAUUUCAGCUGGGCACUGAGCAGGGUAGCACAGAUGGGCCCUCCCAUCCCGAACUUCACCCUUUCCUUACUGGACGACAGCCAAGUCCCAGUGCUGGCUCCAGAUCCCUCCCACUUUGGACCUACAAGAUCUUCAGCUCAGAGAGCAGUUCUGCACUCACCAUACCACACCGUUCUAAGCCACAGCACGCAGACGUCACAAGGCCAAGAUCCAGAGAAGUCAGGGAAGGAAGCUACACUCUCGCCCCUGACGUGGCAGCAUGGAGCUGGUCCAGGACACCUCCCGCCCACCACUGGAGUACAUGAAGGGGAUCCCUCUCAUCAAGUACUUUGCAGAGGGACUGGGGCCACUGCAGAGCUUCCAAGCCUGGCCCAAUGACCUGCUCAUCAGCACCUACCCCAAAUCUGGCACCACCUGGGUAAGCGAGAUCCUGGACCUGAUCUACCAGGGUGGCGACCUGGAGAAGUGUCAAAGAGCCCCCAUCUUCGUCCGGGUGCCCUUCCUUGAGUUCAGGAUCCCUGGGGUUCCCGCAGGUGCUGAGCUUCUGGAAGAUACACCAGCCCCACGGCUGAUCAAGACACACUUGCCCCUGGCUCUGCUUCCCCCAACCCUGCUGGAUCAGAAGGUCAAGGUGGUCUACGUUGCCCGCAAUGCAAAGGAUGUGGCCGUCUCCUAUUACCACUUCUACCGCAUGGCCAAGGUGCACCCUGACCCUGGCACCUGGGACAGCUUCCUGGAGAAGUUCAUGGCUGGGGAAGUGUCCUACGGGUCCUGGUACCAGCACGUGCAGGAGUGGUGGGAGCUGAGUCACACCCACCCUGUUCUCUACCUUUUCUAUGAGGACAUAAAGCAGAACCCCAAAAGGGAGAUUCAGAAGAUCCUGGAGUUUGUGGGGCGCUCCCUGCCAGAGGAGACCGUGGAUCACAUCGUCCAGCACACGUCUUUCAAGGAGAUGAAGAAGAACCCCAUGACCAACUACAGCACCAUACCCAUCAAAGUCAUGGACCACAGCAUCUCUGCCUUCAUGAGGAAAGCGGGGACCUCCCUCCUUUCGUCUCUCCCAGGCCUCACUGGGGACUGGAAAUCCACCUUCACUGUGGCCCAGAAUGAGCGCUUUGAAGCCGACUAUGCCGCGAAGAUGGCAGGCUGCAACCUCCACUUCCGCUGGGAGCUGAGUGGUGCUCAUCAGGGUGAGCGUGAAACAAGCCUCAACAAUAAAAUCUGAUGUGUGUUAAA